Phanerochaete carnosa HHB-10118-sp is the source of this 389-nucleotide messenger RNA. RefSeq lists its product as uncharacterized. The record is from RefSeq and is a predicted model, not a curated record. The transcript has a single exon. Lineage: Eukaryota; Fungi; Basidiomycota; Agaricomycetes; Polyporales; Phanerochaetaceae. Bases 99 to 281 code for a protein of 60 amino acids.
AUAGAAGCUCUUGUAUGUAACUCGAACCAAAUAAAUAUUGCAGGCAUCUGGUGUCUACGACAGUCUAGGCUACAAUGGGAUGAAUAGCUUUUUCGAUGAUGACGAGAACGUUACAAGAGUAUAUUAGCACGGACGGGGGCUCGUCGCGGCCGACGGGCCCGUAUAUGCGUGCAAGGAGGGAGGGAGAGGAGGAACCCUUCGCGACAACAGCCCAAAGCAAGAAGCAUAUAAAAGAUACGGAGAAAGCAGAGAGGAGACAUGUAAAAACUAUGGUACUAUAAGCACAAGAAACGCCAGGGUAGCGUCCGGAUGAGAUACGAUAGGAGCAUACGAAGAAAUAUCCCGUCCUAGAGCCAGGCAUACAUUAAGGGUUGUAGAUGAGACCGAGU